Molecule: messenger RNA, 4667 nt
Organism: Apus apus (common swift)
Lineage: Eukaryota; Metazoa; Chordata; Aves; Apodiformes; Apodidae
Gene: STRADB
Product: STE20 related adaptor beta
Exons: 12
Coding region: 1987-3237 (416 amino acids)
Biological process (GO): protein phosphorylation
Molecular function (GO): ATP binding; protein kinase activity; protein serine/threonine kinase activator activity
Source: RefSeq, a predicted model, not a curated record
UGCGCCGGGCUGUUGGUGCGGGAGGCCUCCGCCACCCCCUGCGGCUCCGCGGGGCUGGCAGCGGGGCGAGUUCCGGGCUGGCGGCUCCGCUGGGGAGCCGCGCCGGCCCUGACCGCAGGCAGCGGUAGGAGCGGGCGCUGCCUCCGUGCUGGGGCUGCCCGGCCUGCGGGCCGGCCGCGGAGCUCGGGAGGUGGCUGCGGGGAGCGGCGCCGCCGCGCUGGCAGGGCCGCAGCCCCGUCCCGACUGCCGGGGGUGCGGAGGGAAGUGGCGACGCCGUUAAACCGCCGCCUGUCGCGGAGGGGACGGAGGCGCCGCGGGAAGGUUCGCGGCACUCGAGAGGUGCCUCCCUCGCUGCAGCGCCGCGUCGGCAGAACCGGAGUAACCUGGGUUUGCGGGGCCUGCGCUUCGGGUCCCGGAGCCUCCGCGCUCCCCCGGCUCGCAGGCACGUUUUCCCGUGGUUCUUUCUCCCCCGCAUCGCUCGCUGCAGCCGAAGCUUCGGGCAGGCUGGGGUGUCAGUUGAGCUGUGCAGUGCCGUUCCUGUCCGCAGUACCAAAAAAGCCUGUGAUGCGGAAAGAAAAAUGUGAGAGGAAGGUUUAUGUAGGGACAGAAUCCAAAACCGUAUUUAACAUGGAAGCAGCGUUACACUACUAAGAAAAAAAUAAAACCCUUACAUUUAUAAUAGCAUUUGAACGAAUGUGGGUUGUGGAUAUUUCUGUUGGCUGCCUGUGCCCCUUUUUCUACAAUUAUUUUAGUGUACUAUAGUUUUUAAGGCUUGGUUCUUCAGCUUAGCUUUUGUGGUUUCAUAUUCCAUGCAACAGAAUAAUCUUGUAUGAGGUGUGUUCUUUCUAGGUAGAGAAGGUAUAGCCAUUACAUUGCUGCAGGCCAGUAUCUUGAAGCACCUCCAUUUAUUCUUCCUACUCUGCCACAGACUUCCCCAGUCAAGUUGGGAAAGUCAAGCCCUAAUCCUCUAAGGAUCUCCUUUUGUCUCAGUUUUUCAUCUUUUAUAAGGAAUUGCAGUAUUUUUUUACCUAAAGCAGAUUUUCAGGGUAAAAAUACUAUGGGUUUGGAGAUGCUUGGAUAUUUAGCAGUGGAUAGGGUGGUGGGAGCUUGUUAGCUUUCCAAGAGCCUUGCCUUGAUUAAACAGCAUAUAUAAUUAAAAUGCAGUAUAUAAUCAAGCUUAGCUCUUUGAUAAGCAAAUUAUCAGUUUCUGAUACAGUACUUCACCUUUGUAAAAUUAACUUUUAAGCAAUAAUUACACUUCAGAAGCUUUGAUAUGCUUAUUAGCCAUAGUGACCUCUCCUCACUGCCUAGGCCUUCAAAGCAUCAGACAUAAAGCAAGUCUGGUGGAAGACAUUUAGCGUGGCUACUCUCAUCUGUGAGGGAGACGGAAUGCUGAUUCUGUAGCCUAAGUAAAGUGAAAAUGAUGUUGGUUUUUUUAAUCCCCCUUUUUUUUUUUGUACUCCAAUCCCUUUCAAUAGUGUUUCCUCUCUUGCUUGUGAAACGUAAAGUGCAACUACUUUUGUCUUACCUUUUGUGUGAGCUAGUUUAGCUGCACACAGCUGAGCAAGAUCUGACUAGCACAGCUGUGCUCCUUUAAAACAACAGACAAUUAUUUAUUUUCCUACAAACUGCCAGAGAUUCAAAAAUCUGUUCCUUUUUACUUUCUUCACUUACACAGUUAAUUUGCAAUUAAAUUGUUUGUUCAGAAGUGGUAAUAAGAUCUCUAAACUCAUUAAUCAAAAAGGAAAACUUGAGUUGGAAUGUAGUUUGAAAUAAAUAUGCUGCUUAAAGGCUCAACAGAAGCAGGACUUCCCAGAGCUGUAGUUUUUAGUGAUUUUUGUGUGUGUUAACUGAGAGGAAUGCCUCACAGUUAUGAUUAAAGAGACCUACAUUUAUCACAGAUUUAUGUAAAAUCUUACAUUGCUACUUUAAUUUUUCUAGAAUAAAUGGAUGUAUGUGACUUUUCCUCUGAUCUAAAGUGGUUCCAUGUCUUGUUUGGACUGUUCCUGUAUUCUACGUACACCAGUUGAACCACUUGGACCAGCAGAGCUAUCUCAGAGCAGCAUCAGUGAAUGCCUGGUGGAUUCUGAUCUAGCCUGGAUCCCCCCAUCUACAGGAAGGAAUGAUAUGGUAUUUUGCUCUCCUAAUGUCUCUCACUAUGAACUCCAGCUGGAAAUAGGAAGGAGGUUCAACAACUUAACUUCAGUCUACCUUGCACGGCACACGCCUACAGGCAUGCAAGUUGCUGUAAGGAUCACAGACCUAGAAAAUUGCUCUGAAGAGCAUUUGAAAGCCUUACAGAAUGAGGUGGUUUUAUCCCACUUUUUCCAGCAUCCCAAUGUAAUGACAUUUUGGACAGUGUUUACAGCUGGUAGUUGGCUUUGGGUCAUCUCCCCUUUCAUGGCCUAUGGUUCAGCUAGACAUCUGCUGAAGACUUACUUUCCUGAAGGGAUGAGUGAAGCUUUGAUACGGAACAUUCUAUUUGGUGCGAUCAGAGGAUUAAAUUACAUGCACCAGAACGGCUACAUUCACAGGAGUAUUAAAGCUAGCCACAUUCUGAUUUCAGGGGAUGGGCUGGUUUCUCUCUCUGGCUUAAACAGCCUCUACAGUUUAGUUAACAACGGACAAAAGUCAAAGGUGGUAUAUGAUUUCCCACAGUUUAGUACAUCUGUCCUUCCUUGGCUGAGUCCUGAACUACUGAGACAGGAUUUGUCUGGGUAUAACAUGAAGUCUGACAUUUACAGUGUGGGAAUUACAGCAUGUGAAUUAGCAAAUGGACACGUUCCAUUUCAAGAUAUGCCUCCCACUCAGAUGCUGCUGCAAAAGCUGAAAGGUCCCACAUAUUGUCCUUGGGAUAUAAAUACCUUUUCCUGUGGGGAAUCCAGGAUGAAGAAUUCCAGAUCAGGUGUUGAUUCUGGAAUUGGUGAGAGCAUGACACACACAAUGACCAGUGAAAGACUACAAAUUCCGUGUUCCAAAACGUUCUCACCUGCAUUCCACAACUUGGUAGAACUCUGCUUGCAACAGGACCCUGAGAAAAGGCCAUCAGCAAGCAGUUUGCUUUCACAUACGUUCUUCAAACAGAUAAAAGAACAAACACAGAAUUCACUACUGUCUCUAUUACCACCUCCUAUUCAAAAUAACAGAUCAGAGUUUUUGGCACUGCCCUCAACAGCAGUUGGGACUGAACUUGGACAUAUUACUGCAAAUCAAGAUGAUAUAGACUGGGAAUUCUAAAGAAAUACCAAACAAUCAUACCUCUCGUGUUUCACAGAAGAAAAAUGUGAUUUGACUUUGCUGCUUUAGUUAUAUGGUUAUGAUACAAUUACACAAGGUAUACUUGAAAUGCCAUUGAAGUGGCCAUACUUCAUUAACUAUGCCCUUGAUUGGCAUAAUGAGGUGCAGUGUGCCUCACUUUCUGACUGUAAGGAAAACUAUCUAGAGAACAGCUGAAUGCUUAUCUUCCUCUUUCAAAGUAUUUCUUAAAGUUCCUGCUAUAAUCCUACUCUAUAUUUUCAUCUCAUGCUGCUGCAGUCUCUAUGUGCCUUUCUGAAUUCAGGCUUAGGUUUUGUCUGUGGUCUUAAUUAUACAAUCUGUUUGUCUUUUCAUGAUCACCCAAAUUAUUUUAGCAAAGAGAAAUCCUUCAUUUGUAAGUCUGAAUUUGAAUUGACACAAAUAAGUUGCUUCUGCAGCUCAAAAGGUGUUUUUCUAACUUGAUGCACUGUCAUACUUGCCAAAAGUUAGCUAUGCAUGAUUUUUUUUCAUGCAGUUAUAAUACUGUGUUUCCCAAGGAAGUUAAGCUACUUUAAAAUGACUCAUACUCUUGCAUUUGUCUACAUUCUUAGUACAAAUUUGUACCUUUGCAUCUCCAUUUAUUAUGUCAUUGGAGAACCUCGUACUAUGCAAAGUAACCGUGAAGUUUAUAAGAGGUUCAGGUUUAUUAUGAAGAAUCAUUAAAUAAUCUAAAGUUACUGUACGUAUUUUUAUGUAUACUGUAUUCCUGUUCACCACCAGAACUUACCAGCACCUAAUACUGUUUUCUUAAAGGAAAGGCAACAUGCAUUAAGCUUCACUGGCACUGCUGCUGGCAACGAACCUCUUCUGCAAGCCAGUUAAAUUCCUAUAGAUUCAGCCGUAACAGCCUAAUAAACUCCUUAUGAUUCUAGUGAAUUUAUCUAUCCAAAGUCAGAUGAAAAACUGCCUUUCUUUUCCCUGCAAUUCACUAAGUUCUGAUCUCUCAUACUUUACCAGGCAACUCAAGCUGAACAACAGCUUUUUUCAAAAGCUGCAUAUUCUCAUUGUCUUAUAGCAAAAGUCGUGCACCAAAGCCACUAGUACUUCACUGAUACACAAGUCCUGACUGUAGUAAAAAUGUAUAAAUAGGUAUCAAAUUGAUAGAUUUUAAAUUUUCAACAUAAACAACAUUCCACAUUAAGUCUUCCAUAGCUGUGCUGGUCUACAGCCACGCUUGCAAGUACUACUGUUUUGCCAGUGGCUUCACUACAAAGCCUUGAAGACCAAAUGACCAAAACACAAGACUGAGACAGACAUGAAAUCUUAACCACAUUAUUAAUAAAACAGUUGAUUCUACUCAUGCUGUGAAGAGAGCUGUGUAUUUCAAAAUCUAAUACAUGAAAUUUAGGAUUAAAAACCUUUCAAUAAGCUUA